CCUGGUUCUGCGUCAUGCCGCCGCCGGCCGGCGAGUUCACUGCGCUGGAGAGGCUGUCCCUCAAAGCCUGCAUCCUGAACCUUGGCACCUUUACGCCACAGUCAGCUGGCGAGUUCCCCGCGCUCAAGACGCUGGCCCUUGACGGCGACAUUGUUGACCUUGGCACCUUCCUGAACCGCUGCCCACGAUUGCACAACAUCAGUAUCACCUUCCGUAGUGUCGCGUCUGGCUCACACGAAGCGGCGCUAGCCACACUCGAAGCUGUGGCGGCACACGGUGGUGUCUCAGUGUCCGUACUCGGCAUCCACCUCGGUAGUGCACAUGGUACCGAUGCCACCCUUCUCCGCGCCGCAGCGAGGCUCUCCCGGCAAGAGCUCGUCUUCACUCACCUAAUUGACACACUAUAUGACCAGAAGUAUAGGAAUGUCAACCUGCCCUGUUUUCCCCAUGCCGUCUCGAUCAAGAUUAAACUGUAUCAAAUCUGCUUCACACGGCUUCUUGGUGGCAAGUUCUCCAAGCUCGACAGUAUGAUCCUUAAAGGAUGCAUCAUCCACGACCUUAGCACCUUGGUUUCCCUCUGCCCAUGCCUUCGUGUGCUGAAGGUGAAGGCAGGUAUGUCCAAAUGUGAGAUCACGAUCCACUCAACAUCGCUGCAGGAGAUUGUCCUGUAUUACUAUACGGAAUGCCGUGGCGUUGACAUUGUGACUCCCAUGCUUAAGCAAUUGACAAUGGAUUUUGAGGCUGACAAAGACAUCAAUGUGUUCAUAUCGGCACCAAUGCUGGAGAGUGUCUCGUUGGAACGCUCUUAUAUAGGUUUGCCCAUUGUGUUUGAUUUUUGGCACCUUCACUCUCUGAGCUUAGAUAGACAGGGGUUGGUCAGAAACAACCAUGUCCUCUAUGUUUCCAUGUAUGCCUUGAAUUCCUCGAGUGUAGAACUGGACUUUGCCCAAGAAAUAGAGAAAAUUCUGAUUACCGACUUCUCUGUAUUGGACCUAAGCCUCGAGGCAAAGGGGCACGUGUAUGGGGCAACUUUGUUGCGUCUCUUUAGCGUGCCCCGGGUUCAUACUGGUUUGAAAUUGCUGAAGGUCAUCCUACUGAGAUUGAGGAAGUCCGAGGUGGUACAAUCAUGCCCAGGGAAUUGUCCAUGUGAUUCUCCCAAAAAUUGGAGAAGCCAAAGUAUCUCCAUGGUUCAUCUAGAAGAAGUGGAAAUCAAAGGCCUAAAAGGAGAAGAUCAUGACUUUGAUGUCUUGAAAUUGAUUCUUAGAUGUGCACCGUCUCUUAAAAGGAUGACCGUGGAACUGGAAACUGGGAUUAAAUCACAUGGCCACGGAGAUUGCACCAAGGAAAUCAACAGCAUCUCACUGGAGUAUCUUUCCGUGGAUUUUCAUGUUUAUCUCCAAGGAAAUCAACAGCAUGCGUUUUCAUCACGCUCCUAGGGACUAAAUCAUAUGAUGUGACUCUGGAGGCUGCACCUGCUCUAAGAAUGUCUACACCAUCUCCUUGGGGUAUCCUUCCAUGAAUUUCCAUGCUCGGUUCUCUGGUGAACUUGGUGCUGCAUGCAUGUCCAUCAGCGAUUCCUGGUAUUCAUUUGAAGAACCUAAACUCUUGCUAAAUCUCUUUGAACCUGUUGCC
Triticum dicoccoides is the source of this 1632-nucleotide messenger RNA. RefSeq lists its product as uncharacterized. NCBI's taxonomy places the organism in Eukaryota, Viridiplantae, Streptophyta, Magnoliopsida, Poales, Poaceae. The coding region runs from base 15 to 1436 and encodes 473 amino acids. The record is from RefSeq and is a predicted model, not a curated record. The transcript is spliced from 3 exons.